AUGUUGAGAGAUCAAUCACCAUUUAUUCAAUGCCUUCUAGGAACUGGAUUUACAUGGCUUGUUACAGCCGCUGGUGCAUCUCUAGUAUUUGUAUUUCGUUCGGCAAACCAAAAAUUACUUGAUUAUAGUCUCGGAUUUGGAGCUGGGGUAAUGACUGCAGCUUCAUUUUGGAGUUUACUUGAUCCCGCAUUUAAAAUAGCUCGUGAAGAACAUUACAUCAAUAAGCAUUUAAAUUUUCUGUUGGUUAUUAUUGGUUUUUUAUUUGGUGGUUUAUUUGUUCAUAUGACUGAUCUAUUAUUACCAUCAUUAACAUCGAAACAAGUCUUUCAAUUUAUUUCAAAUAAAAAAACUGAUGAAUACAAAAGAAAACCUGAGCAAGGAACAUUGACAAGUUUAAAAAUGAAUCCAGCUAUACGUUUGCGUGUAAAACAAAAUCGAGAUGCUAAAAUUAAAAUUCAUGAACCUAUUGGUGAUAGUCCAAUGGAAGAAGUAAAAGAAUUUCCAAUAAAUCAUAAUGAUGAACAAGCAAAAUGGCGUCGAUUACUUUUACUUAUUAUCGCUGUUACUGUACACAAUUUUCCUGGUUACAAGAUUUUAUUUUUCGUUUUUGAAAAUAGUUUUGUUUUUCUAGAAGGUUUAGCCGUCGGAGUUGGAUUCGGAUCAAUACCAACAUCACAAAAUCCAAUAUUAUCUUUCAAUCAUGCACGAAAUUUAGCAAUUGGGAUUGGUAUUCAAAAUUUUCCUGAAGGAUUAGCAAUAAGUCUACCACUGCGAUCAUUUGGUAUCGGAUCGUUCAGAGCAUUUUGGUAUGGUCAAUUAAGUGGUUUAGUUGAAAUCGUAGCUGGAAUCUUGGGCGUGUUUUUUGUACAAUUAGCAAAUUUUUUACUACCAUUUGCACUAUCGUUUGCUGCUGGUGCAAUGUUAUUUGUUGUUUUUAAUGAAAUUAUUCCCGAAAUCAGUCCACAAAAUCGAACAAAAUCAUCUUGGUGGAUAAUGGGUGGGUUUACAAUCAUGAUGGUAUUAGAUGUUGUAUUUAAUUAA
Adineta steineri is the source of this 1041-nucleotide messenger RNA. Lineage: Eukaryota; Metazoa; Rotifera; Eurotatoria; Adinetida; Adinetidae. The record is from the annotation of a GenBank genome assembly.